ACAGGAGUGUAUAAAGUCAGGGGCCGGAGUUAAUCGACUGAAGACCCUCCGAAGCUAAGUAGCUAUUUAGCAGUUCGGGUUUUUACUCGGAUUUCAUUAAUGUAGUUGAACUUUAAUCUUUCACUGCAGACCUUUGGUAUUUGAGAUCGAGUGCGAGCGGAAAUGUAGUCAGGGUAGCAACUCGUGAGGCGGAAGUGAGGUUAUAGCGCAGCAGCAGCGGUCUGCUUCGUCCAUGUUAUUAUUGUUAUUUUGACUGGGAUGGUUGGCGGCGGAACGCGCGGACGGCGCCCAGCCCCGGACUCCUCCGGUCUCCGACACAAGCACGCGCGGCUCUCCGUCCUGGAAGACCCACUCUUGUAAAGAGAGCAAAACAAAUCCAUUAAAAGAAAAUCGCCGCUCGCCCAGACUCGGUAUUAUUGUUGACAUCGCGGCGGAGAUGAACAGCAUCACCAAGGGCAGAUUCGAGGUAUUCUCAAACAGCGAUGAAGCCCCAAUUAACAAGAAGCUUCCCAAAGAGCUCCUGCUCAGGAUUUUCUCCUACCUAGAUGUGGUUACGCUGUGUAGGUGUGCCCAGGUAUCCAAGGCAUGGAAUGUUCUAGCGCUAGAUGGAAGCAACUGGCAGAAGAUUGAUCUCUUCAACUUCCAAACAGAUAUUGAGGGUCGUGUGGUGGAGAACAUUUCAAAGAGAUGUGGUGGCUUUCUGAGACAGCUGAGUUUGAGAGGUUGUCUGAGUGUAGGCGAUGCCUCUAUGAAGACUUUUGCACAGAAUUGCCGUAACAUAGAGCAACUGAAUCUAAAUGGCUGCACUAAGAUCACAGAUUCCACCUGCGUCAGCCUCAGCAAGUUCUGCUCCAAACUCCGCCACCUCGACCUCACAUCCUGUGUGUCCAUCACCAACCAUGCACUCAAGGCAUUAAGUGAGGGCUGUCGCAUGUUGGAGAACCUGAACCUGUCCUGGUGCGAUCAAAUCACACGUGAUGGCAUCGAGGCUCUCAGUCGUGGCUGCACCAGCCUCAAAGCACUGUUCCUCAGAGGCUGCACACAGUUGGAUGAUGCUGCACUGAAGCACCUUCAGAAGCACUGUCCUGAGCUCAUGACAAUCAACAUGCAAUCCUGCACACAGAUAACAGACGAGGGUUUAGUGAGUUUGUGCCGAGGUUGUCACAAGCUGCAGAUGGUGUGUGUGUCUGGCUGCAGCAACAUCACGGACGCCUCCCUCACUGCGCUCGGCCUCAACUGCCAACGGCUAAAGAUCCUGGAGGCUGCCCGCUGCUCUCAUGUGACUGAUGCUGGUUUUACUGUUCUGGCGAGGAAUUGUCAUGAAUUGGAGAAAAUGGAUUUAGAGGAAUGUAUUUUGGUCACUGACAACACACUGGUUCAGCUUUCAAUCCACUGCCCUCGGCUCCAGGCCCUGAGCCUUUCACAUUGUGAACUGAUAACCGACGACGGGAUUAGACACCUGAGCAGCAGUGUGUGUGGACAGGAGCGGCUGCAAGUUGUCGAGCUGGAUAACUGCCCCCUGAUCACAGACAUCACUCUGGAGCAUCUGAAGAGUUGCCAAAAGCUCGAGCGCAUCGAGCUUUACGACUGCCAGCAAGUCACUCGCGCCGGGAUCAAACGCAUCCGAGCUCACCUCCCUGAGAUUAAGGUCCACGCCUACUUUGCACCAGUCACACCCCCGCCCUCGGUGCAUGGAGGGGGCCAGCGUCUUUGCCGCUGCUGCGUCAUACUCUGACAGUGGAUGGGGCGUCUGAAGCAUGCCGUGGAGAGUCGGUCUGUCAGUCAAACUCUAAACCACACCUUGCUUGUGCUGGCCACUCCCACUAAACUCUACAGGGGUGUGGCUGGGAAAGGCAUGGUUGGAUCACUGAGGGUUUAUCAGGCAGCAGGAUGGAGCUACACAAGUUAUUGAAAAAAAUAUAUAUAAUUAAAAAUACAAAGAAUAAUUACUAUGUAAAAUGUGACCUUUUUCGAACGGAAUCCACAAGAAGAGAGUGGGAAAAGCCACCUUGUAAAAUAUUUCACAUUUGGAUUUAUAGGAAACACAUUUGUGGAAGUACUUCAAGCAGUACAACAUCGAGCUACUGACUACAGAACCUUGUCUGUGUGUGGGAUGGUCUCCGAGGGCUUGAUGAGAACCAGACAAUGUUUACUUCUUCAUCCACUGUUAUCAAUUUUUCGAAUGCAUUAUUUCCUCAUGACGGGAAGCGCUACAUCAACAGGAACGAUAAGCGAGGAGCAGGACAUGGAAAUUCUGUAUUUGGACUCGGAGACUUUUACGGUAAUUCAAAUAUGUAAAACAAAACAUAACACUACAACCAAGCAACCUGUGUUCAACCUGGAAUAAAGUGGUUUCUGUCAGUGCUCAGCAUUCUUUACAGAAACUGAUCAAAAACAUUUUGAUGAAUCUUGAUACAUACAGUAACAUCUUUCUAUAUUUGGAAAGAGCUGGAAAUGUAAGGAAGAGAUGGAGUAUAUAUGUGGACAGAAUGGGGCUCAUUCAGAUUUUUAGGCUCUAUCAAUGGAAAUGAAGGAAUAUUAGGAGCGACUUCAUUUCUUUUCUUUCGUUUUUUUUUUUCUUCUUCUCCAAAAUCAUAUUUACUGAAGAAGUCUAAUGGAGUAGAUAAAGAUGAAUUUUAAGUUCUAAGUGCAAUAUUUCAAAGGCCCAGAUUUUUCUGUCCAAUGUGAAAUGGUCUUCUUUUUACAGUUCCCUUAUACAAUCUUGCUUGCUGCCUAUUACUGCAGUAUUAUUUAACAGACCAGGAUACAAAAUGUAAUUUUCCAUUACAAGUUCCUCCCACCCCCCAAUUUUAAUUUCCCAAAUGCACAUAUAUAAUCUGCAUAAUGUACGCUUGUUAUGUAGUUCUGAGCACUGAAAAACUGAAUGCACCUUGGGCCGCAUGUUACUAAUGCAGAUGACUGUUGAAUUUAUUGCCUAAUCAAUAAUGAUGGCUUUUGGGUGCGAGUGCCUUUGAUUUUGCAAUGCUGGAAUGGGCAUGGGGAAAUCCAGCCUCAGAGAUAAAAGACUCAGGUCUGUAAUGUGAUUCGUCAGAUCUUUUCCUUUCCUGCUUCGUCGAUUGUCAGCAUUGAAGAACGCGGGAGCAGCAGCAUAAUACAGGUGGUGGACCACACACAGCAAGCGAGCGCUGCAUCCAUGUUUGGUGGGUUAUUGUAGUUGCUACUGAAGGAUGAAGUGUGAAGUGUGUAAUUUUUCAGCAAUGUAAAGGACAACCCCUUUCCCUCAUCGCUCAUUCAAAUUCCUGAUAACCAUUUGGGGAAAAAAAAAAAAAAAAAAAAGCUACCUGACUGUCCUUGUGUUCUGGUGUUACUGUGACAUUUCUUUAAAUAAAAGAUCUGAGCAGUGUG
Molecule: messenger RNA, 3366 nt
Organism: Hemibagrus wyckioides
Lineage: Eukaryota; Metazoa; Chordata; Actinopteri; Siluriformes; Bagridae
Gene: fbxl2
Product: F-box and leucine-rich repeat protein 2
Exons: 14
Coding region: 437-1735 (432 amino acids)
Biological process (GO): SCF-dependent proteasomal ubiquitin-dependent protein catabolic process
Cellular component (GO): SCF ubiquitin ligase complex
Molecular function (GO): protein binding
Source: RefSeq, a predicted model, not a curated record